This is a messenger RNA of Suillus paluster, 855 nucleotides long. RefSeq lists its product as uncharacterized. NCBI's taxonomy places the organism in Eukaryota, Fungi, Basidiomycota, Agaricomycetes, Boletales, Suillaceae. The transcript is spliced from 3 exons. The coding region runs from base 157 to 660 and encodes 167 amino acids. The record is from RefSeq and is a predicted model, not a curated record.
UUGAGCUGAAUAUUAAAUUUUAGCUUGAGUUACUUUAGAGGAGACGGAUGUCUGAACAGUGAGAAAAAUGCAUUUCGAGACUUGAAGCCCCUCGGUUUCUCAGAUCUCAACUUCAACCACAACAACUUUCACUACGCAUACUAUGUCCCUCAUUCGAUGACCGCGCUUGGGAGGCAUUCGGAGUUCAGGAUAGUGACCCGAGUGCACUCGUGUCUUCUGGUAUCCACGCGAACUCAGGCGCGUCGGCCAUACAAGACGCAUCAGCCCGCACCGAAAGAGUCGGAUCACGCAUUGGUCCACCCCAAGCCGGCGAUGUCAACAGCAACCGCCGACCAUCAUUCUAUUCAUCAACUACGUUCCGUCAAUCUUCCCUCAUUUGAAGGAUUCAUCGGAUUUCUUUUCUAUCCUCUCGAUGCUCACAAUGGCCCUCGCGGGGUUUUGUAUCUGGCGCUGAACCACCGUUAUUGGAGCAAUUCAAACACCCUUUUGUUCCUCCUAAUCGCGUGGUAUGUCGUGGUGAUCGAACUUUACAAACCCCAUCCUGUCUGGGACACAUUUCAAGCCACCGUCGGCGUGAAGGUCAUCCGUUGGAUCAUCGUGGUCAUGGUUGCGAUCGCGUUUGGGUUCUUCUGUGCCUGUGUAGGAUUCGAAGUCAAAUAGCGGCUGUUGUGCCAUUUCAGAAACGCCGCCACCGUUAUUCGGUCUUGUGGUGGCGUGGGUUUGAAUUGUUGUGUAAGGGCCUCAGGCUGUUGUGAGAACUGGGUAGGCUGUUGCGAUGGAGUCUUAGGCUGUUAUCGCGCGACGUGGUUAAACUGUUGUGGCGCGGCGCACACCUGCCUGCACCACCGUCAUCUG